AUAUGUUGCUAGUCGGACUUGUAUUCCAGUUACACUGAAACCAACGCUACUUGCUGGAGAGAAGCCUGCUCAGCGUAGUGUUUUGGUCAUGUUGAAGAAUGUUCUGAGCAGGUUGGUGACAGAAACAGGUCGUGUUCACCGUCAUGUGAAUCGCGCUUCGUCCAUACAGACGCUGACAACCUGCCGUGUGUCGGUGAGGAGCUUCGCCGAGGUGAAGGACGAGGUGCAGCUUCCUUUCGACUCCUCCCUGCUGGAAGUACUGGUCUGUCCGCUGUCCAAGAAGCCACUGAGGUACGACGCCAACACCAAUGAGCUGAUCAACGAGGAGCUCGGCAUCGCUUAUCCCAUCGUUGACGGCAUUCCAAACAUGAUCCCGCAGGAGGCCAGGCUGAUACAGAAAGACACUCAAACUCCAAAGACACCUGCAGAGUAGAAUAUCUUUGUUGGACCGAAC
Poecilia latipinna (sailfin molly) is the source of this 454-nucleotide messenger RNA. RefSeq names its product PIGY upstream open reading frame (gene pyurf). The record is from RefSeq and is a predicted model, not a curated record. The coding region runs from base 89 to 433 and encodes 114 amino acids. NCBI's taxonomy places the organism in Eukaryota, Metazoa, Chordata, Actinopteri, Cyprinodontiformes, Poeciliidae. The transcript is spliced from 2 exons.